AUGGCGCAGUUUGUUCCUCAAGCAAGCUCACCUGAGCUACACUACUGCAAGAUUCUCGGACCCAUCUGGGUCAUCGCCAAGACGUUCAGCCAGCAUCGCAUCCGCUACGCUAUCGAAGGCGAGGCGGCGCUCUUGACCGAGAUCUGGACGUCGGAUACGCCUGCUGGCCUGUUCGUGUACGACGAGAUUGCGUUUCGCAAGGAGGAGCUCCGUAAUAUGGUCAUCGAGAUCUGGAUCCACCCCGACGACGUUGACGCGGUCCGACCCUCCUUGCCCGGCGCUUACCUCCCCUCUCAAGGCUCAGAGGGCUCCGCCAGCUACAUGCUGUAUGCCCCUGACUGGCACAGCAUUGGAUAUGGAACAGUACCUCAACCAUGGCAACUUCACCUGCGCUUCCAACACACGCGGCCCGAUGUCGAGCCCAAAAUGCUGCUUGAAGCAGGCGCAGGCAUGGACCAUGUCAUGGUCCCCAUCAAGACGGCCGCCGCGACCCUCCUCGAUUACUUCGUGACGAUCGUUGCGGCGAACCCGCUGGCUCACGGGGACGACUUCACACACAUCCCUCUCGCCACAUUCGACGUGCACAUGAUGGGUCUCAUCAUCAGGACGCAGCUCGCUUACAACGAGCUCCAGUCGUCCGAUUUCAGCAUCAACUUCUGGCGACGCGCUCUCCAUGACCUCGCCCGCGGCGGUCACCUGCCGAGGUCCGAGGUCCACCAGUACCGGAUGGACGAGCAAGAGUUCCUCAACGCCGUCUACAACAUCGUCACCUCCAACCCCUUCCCGCCGUGGGCUGCGGCCGCCGACUUCCACUUCAAGCACGAGCACGAGCACGACCUGCAUAAAUUCUUCGACGAGUGGCGCAGGUACAGUCAAGCCAUUGCACGCUUUGUGGCGCAAUACAUCCCGCACCGCAUCAGCACUCACCGAAACCAGCUCCAGCUUCCGGCGCCGCCUGGACACUCGCAGGGGGGAUCCGGCCACCACGUAGGCGAUCACUAG
Rhodotorula toruloides NP11 is the source of this 1002-nucleotide messenger RNA. RefSeq lists its product as uncharacterized. The record is from RefSeq and is a predicted model, not a curated record. Lineage: Eukaryota; Fungi; Basidiomycota; Microbotryomycetes; Sporidiobolales; Sporidiobolaceae. The coding region runs from base 1 to 1002 and encodes 333 amino acids. The transcript is spliced from 5 exons.